Messenger RNA from Tricharina praecox, 1804 nucleotides. RefSeq names its product kinase-like domain-containing protein. Gene Ontology annotation, molecular function: ATP binding; tau-protein kinase activity; protein serine/threonine kinase activity. Gene Ontology annotation, cellular component: cytoplasm. Lineage: Eukaryota; Fungi; Ascomycota; Pezizomycetes; Pezizales; Pyronemataceae. The record is from RefSeq and is a predicted model, not a curated record. The transcript has a single exon. The coding region runs from base 85 to 1404 and encodes 439 amino acids. Gene Ontology annotation, biological process: microtubule cytoskeleton organization; intracellular signal transduction; protein phosphorylation.
AGGGUGGGAUCGUUCCGUGAACGGAGACGGUCGACGGCUGCGCAGAAGUUUCUGUCGCCGCUAUCGCCGCUGUCCAGUGAUGGCAUGGCGGGGAUCUCGUCGCUGACGUCCGAGUCCACCAUGUCGUCGGUGUCGGAGUUUAAUACACCGCCAAACUCGCUGAUUAGCAGCUACUUUGGUAAAGGCCCGAUCCGGUCGCCGGGCGCCGACUCUUCCCGUGCCAUAUCGCUUUCGCCCGGGACUACUUCCCCGUGGUCCAGUGUCGAGAACAAAGAGAUACCAAGAAACAAGUCGUUUUCGUUUGAAGCCUCGAAAUCACCCCGUCCCAGAUCGAGCCGCAGAAAAACUUGUAGUGAGCGCUCUCUGAACUCGUGUUCGUCCAAUGGCAUCAGCCCCGCGAGUAUGUUCCUCUCCUCGUUCGGCAAGUCGUCGCGACGACCGUCGAUACAGCAAGUCUCGCCCGACGACGAAGGGCAGGAAGUUGGCUCGUACGUGCUAGGCAAGGAGAUCGGCCACGGCGGCUUCAGCACUGUAAAGGAAGCGUUUACCUUCUCGGAAGGCCGCGAGGUCAAGCACGCGGUCAAGAUCGUGCGCAAACGCAUCCACUCAGACGACGCCGAGAAUGACCGCGUGCAGGCCGAGCUCGACCACGAAAUCUCACUUUGGCGGUACAUGCACCACCCGCACAUCGUCUCGCUGAUCUCGGUCUUCGACACGCCGUUCGCCACGUUCGCGUUCAUGCAGCUUAACGAAGACGGCAGUCUGUUCGACCUGAUGAAGCAGCCCGCCAACCGCCGCGGCCUCGCCGCAAAACAGGCGCAGCGCUACACCUUCCAGCUCGCCUGCGCGCUCCGCUACCUGCACGAGGACAUGCGCAUCGUCCACCGCGACGUCAAGCUCGAGAACUGUCUCCUCGACAACCCGUCCGCCGACGGCGGCGCGCACCUGCUGCUCUGCGACUUCGGCCUCGCUAAGUUCAUCAAGAACCCGCACGACUCGGACUCGGACUCGGACUCGCGGCCGUCGACGCCGCACACCGCCGACGCGGCGUCCUACUGCAUAACUGGCUCGCUCCCCUACUCCUCGCCGGAGACGAUCCAGUCGCCGACCGAAGACCCGUCCCCCGCCGCCGACGUCUGGGCGCUCGGCGUUGUCCUGUUCACUAUGCUUACAGGCUCCCUCCCGUUCUCGCACAGCCUCCAGCCGAAGCUGGCUGCAAUGAUCGUCGACGGGAGCUUUGAUGUCAAUGCGCUAAGACAGUGCUGGGGACUCAAUGAGGUCGGCAAGACACAGAUGGAAAUGGCGGUCCAGGUCGUUAAGGGUUGCCUCACGGUUAAUCCCGAGAGACGCUGGAAUAUUCAGGAUGUGCUCGAGGCCGCGUGGUUCGAGGGCGUCGAGGAGUGAAAAGUUGCUUAUUGGGGAUUUGUUUAUUUUUCUUUUACUCUACUUUGGGAAUCUCUCCUUACGGUGCGCUGCGGUGUUUUCAUGGGACAUAUGGGACAUGGGGGGACGGAGGGGAAAAUGGCGUUUGUCUUUUUGUUGCUUUUGUUUAUUCUCUUCUCUUCUUCUCUUCUUUUUCUUCUUUCUUCAUUUCGUUUCUUCGUUUGAAGUGGUGUACGAUUACUCGAUAUCUCGGGGUCAUUUGUGUUUCUGUAUGUGGGGGGAAUGGGGAGGGAGGGGGAGCACGUUGCUUAUUUUGCGCAUACCUAUUUCUACUUGCGCGCGUGGUCAUGGUCGUGGGUUGUUUUUUUUCUGGCUUUGUACUUUAAAUUGCACUGACUGGACUUUAUGGGGAUUUCUUGGG